Messenger RNA from Oncorhynchus mykiss (rainbow trout), 3896 nucleotides. Lineage: Eukaryota; Metazoa; Chordata; Actinopteri; Salmoniformes; Salmonidae. The record is from RefSeq and is a predicted model, not a curated record.
AGUUCUCCUGUAGGCUACACUGUGAAGGAUGAAUUGCUUUCCUCUCCAAUGCAAUGUAUUUUACUCUAGGACUCGCUUCUUUCCAAAAGUCAAUGAAGACGGAUAUGGCUCUACAACUAACAUGUGGUUUGAUUUAAGUUUUUAAUGGUCGAGAAUAUACUUGAGAUAUUUCACCAAAAGAGCUUGAAACGUGCACAUUUAAAGAGAUGAUGGCAUCAAUAGGGGAGUUCGAUCCGCUGAACAACAUCGUUCCUGCAACUAAAAUUGAAGUAACCGUGUCAUGCAGGGAUCUUCUGGACGUGGACACAUUUUCCAAGUCUGAUCCUGUGGUUGUGCUGUAUGUUCAAGGUAUCGGGACCAAAGAGUGGAUGGAGUUUGGCAGAACAGAGGUGAUUGACAACACGCUGAAUCCAAACUUUGUGCGGAAGUUUUUCCUGGACUUCUUCUUUGAAGAGAAGCAGAACCUCCGCUUUGAUGUAUACAAUGUGGACUCCAGAAGUUCAAAUAUUUCAAAAUUUAAGGACUUCCUUGGUCAGACCUUCUGCACUCUGGGGGAGAUCAUUGGCUCCACGGGCGGACGGCUGGAGAAGAGCCUCUCUGGGAUUCCUGGGAAGAAGUUGGGGGCCAUUAUCUUUGCGGCGGAGGAGCUCAGUAACUGUAGGGACAUUGCUACCAUGCAGCUGUGUGCCAACAAGCUGGACAAGAAGGACUUUUUUGGGAAGUCUGACCCCUUCCUGGUCUUCUACCGAAGUAACGAAGAUGGAACGUUCACUAUCUGUCAUAAGACGGAGGUGGUUAAGAACACCCUGAACCCUGUUUGGCAGCCCUUCACCAUCGCAGUGAGGGCCCUGUGUAACGGGGACUAUGACAGAACGGUUAAAGUGGAUGUCUAUGACUGGGACAGAGAUGGAAGCCAUGAUUUCAUCGGUGAGUUCACCACAAGUUACAGAGAUUUCUCGCGUGGACAAAACCAGUUUAAUGUCUAUGAGGUUUUAAAUGCAAAAAAGAAGGGCAAGAAAAAGAAAUACAUCAACUCUGGCACGGUAACACUGCUGUCCUUCAAAGUGGAGUCAGAGUAUACGUUUGUGGAUUUCAUCCGAGGCGGGACACAACUCAACUUCACAGUAGCCAUCGACUUCACUGCUUCUAAUGGUAAUCCGUCUCAGCCCACUUCCCUCCACUACAUGAACCCGUACCAGAUGAAUGCCUACGCCAUGGCACUCAAAGCUGUGGGGGAGAUCAUCCAGGACUACGACAGUGACAAGCUUUUCCCAGCCUACGGCUUCGGAGCCAAGCUGCCCCCCGACGGAAAGAUCUCCCACGCCUUCCCUCUGAGUGGUGACAAUGAAAACCCAAACUGUGUGGGGAUAGAGGGAGUGCUGGAGGCAUACUUCCAGGGCCUCAGAACGGUCCAACUCUACGGACCCACCAACUUCUCUCCAGUCAUCAACCAGGUGGCACGGUCUGCACAGGAUGUGACAGAUGGCUCUCAGUACUUUGUGUUGUUGAUGAUCACAGACGGAGUUAUCUCUGACAUGGUGCAGACCAAGGAGGCUGUGGUCAACGCAGCUGCUCUCCCCAUGUCCAUCAUCAUCGUAGGGGUUGGACCUGCAAAGUUUGACGCCAUGGAGGAGCUGGAUGGAGAUGAGGUCAGAGUGUCCUCCAGAGGGCGCUUUGCUGAAAGAGACAUUGUGCAGUUUGUUCCUUUCCGGGACUACAUGGACCAGUCAGGGAACCAGGUCCUGAGCAUGGCCCGGCUGGCCAAAGACGUGCUGGCUGAGAUCCCCGAGCAGCUUCUGGGCUUCAUGAAGACCAGAGGCAUCGAGCCCCGGCCUGCUCUCUCCUCAUCAGAGCUGCCCAAGCUCCACAGGCAUAUCUGACACCUAUCACUGUAGUGGGACAGCACCUCUCAACACCCUAACUGGGUCUACACACAUUUGUUGUGCACAUACACACACACACUUGACAUCUCUCUCAUCUCUUCAAAUCCUAUGCCAUCUCAUUGCAAGUCGAUGGCCCCUCUCCCUAACUCUACAGCGUGCAUACUGUAGCUAAACACAGUACAGUACAUACACACAUAGAAUGAGUCUAUGUAUACAUUGUGUAUUUGAACACAUAGGGGUGAGUAGAUAUAGCACCCAAUGCAAUACCCACAAGCACAGUAAUUUCUGAAGAGAAGGAAUACAUAUAACUUACUAUGCCAUGAUGUGACACAAUACAAAGUUCACAUGCAUAUGCAGAAGGGGGAGUUACAGACUGUGAAAGUUACUGAUGUAGAAUAUACAUAUCUAAGAAACUGAAACAAAAAGACUAUUAGAUUUUUCCUUUCAGCUCUGGAGUGUGUAUAUAUAUACAGUAUAUGCAAAGCAGCUUAGCCAUCAACUGAAUAUAAAACACAUAAACAACUGGACAUAUUGCUUUCAGCCCAUACCUCCAAACCCACACCCUCUUACAUUAGGUUACUCUUUUUAUACACAUACAUCUGCUUGAAUUACUGUAUCCUAUCCACUGGAAUGACAGGAAUACAUGCUCUCAUGUAACAAACAACAUGUUUUAUUUAUGUUGACUUUCUACUUCAUGCAGAUGUUGGAUCUUAAUUUGAUCACUCUUUGGUAGCAGAAAAUGUUCCUGCAUAUCAAGACAUUCAAAUGAGCCUUGUGAUUCACUGAAAACCCACCGUUGUCUUUUUCGCCAUGUGGGGGUAGUCAAAUCAUUCUGACAAUAGCCAGCUAUCAAAAUAAUCAUCCCUCACUCACUCAAAAGCUAAAAGCACCAGACAGAAUAUGAAUAAAUGUCCUACUGCUACUGUAGGCCUAUAGGUCCUAUUACCGCAAUAUUCAAAUGUAUCAACAACCAUCAUCUUAUAUAGCUUAAUAACACAACAUAGAUAUUGGUCUCCACUAUGACACAAGUGUAUCCGAAAUGUGGCUGUACGUUAGGCUACACCUAAACUAUAGCUUAAGUAAUUGCACACACAGGCCUAUAAUAUCAGAUGUAAAGACAAGAUGAAAUUGAGAAUAGUGAGGUAGCCUACAGAACGGAGCGCAAUGGUGCUUGAAAGAGACCGACUGAUUUUAAAACCAAAAAGACACAACCCAUGAUUUUUCUUUAUCUAUAGUGUAUAUAUGGCUCACCACCUAGAUUUAGCUCCUAUGUAGCAGAAGUUGAAUUUAUGUUUUUUACGUUGGAUAAAAAUAGAUAAAAAUAGAGACUACAAAAUGGAAUAUCAUACAAUGCAUUUGAGGAACAAUUGGAAAGUAAUUCUGCUUUGAUAGUUGAUAAACUUGUAAACUCACUAUUGAGAAAAUUGUAUUUUAGUGUUUUGUGAGAGCUCUUCUUUGUCUACACCCAUUCAGCAUCAUUCACACCCUCUUUAAGCUUUAGCUCCACCCAUCUCCUUGAGUUCAGAGCGCACAAUUGAUGCUCUGGCCAAUGAUUUGUUUACCUCUGGAUAACAUGAAAACAGCCAAACCAGCUCUGAUGGCAACAAUUUUGUUAUGCCUUUUUGCAGAUGUUUACUAACACCGGCCAUAUUCAACGGGUGUUGUACACUUUAGCUUAAGACAUAUAGCUAGCUACCUAGGUAAACAAUUAACCUAGCUAGGUAAACAACAUGUAAGAUCACACACGUCACGUCACCUAGCUAGGGAGCCAGCCGGCUAACGCUAGCUAACAGUACACUAGCUUGAAAUGAAACCACUUUCUGUCAGAAUUAGAAACGUGUAAUAUCUGAAAAUGUAGCUAGCUGGACUAUCUUACCUGUAUACAUCAUCAUGCAUGAUGGACACGUCUCCCUGUCACGGAUCCACGCUACAAAUGCCCUUAGCUUGAAGAUGUAAUCCGGAAACAGGUGUUUUCUCAUCUCUUUAGCUAUCAUACUCUAAUUCCACUGAUUU